AUGGCCGGGCUGCGAACGCUGCUGCUGCUGGGCUGCGCGCUGACCGCCGCCCGUGCCUUCAACUUGGACGCCGAGCGGCCGGCCGUGUACUCGGGCGCCGAGGGCAGCUAUUUCGGCUUCGCCGUGGACUUCUUCGCUCCCGAUCCCUCCUCGAUAUUUCUUCUGGUGGGAGCUCCAAAAGCAAACACCUCCCAGCACAACGUGGUAGAAGGGGGGCAGGUGCUGCAAUGUAACUGGAAUUCCAACAGGAACUGCCAGCCCAUCAUCUUCGACUCCACAGGCAACAGAGAUUUUGCUCCUGAUGAUCCACUGGAAUUUAAGUCUCAUCAGUGGUUUGGAGCAUCUGUGAGAUCCAAAAAUGAUAAAAUUUUGGCUUGUGCCCCAUUGUAUCACUGGAGAACUGAAACAAAACAAGAGCGAGAGCCUGUGGGAACUUGUUACCUGCUUACUGGAUCCAAAUCUGUGGAAUAUGCACCCUGCAGGUCAACCACUAUUGAUGCAGAUGGGCAAGGAUUUUGUCAAGGUGGAUUUAGUAUCGACUUUACAAAGGGAGACAGAGUCCUGCUUGGAGGACCUGGCAGUUUUUACUGGCAAGGCCAGCUCAUUUCUGAUCGAGUGACAGAGAUUGUGGCUAAAUAUGACUCCAAAGUCUACAGUACAAAAUAUGACGACCAGUUAGCAACCAGACCUGCUAGUGCUGCUUUUGAUGACAGCUACUUGGGUUAUUCCGUGGCUGUUGGAGACUUCAAUGGUGAUGGCAUAGAAGACUUUGUAUCAGGAGUCCCAAGAGCAGCAAGAACUCUAGGCAUGGUGUCCAUCUACAAUGGGAAAAACAUGUCCUCCAUGUACAACUUCACUGGAGAGCAGAUGGCUGCCUAUUUUGGGUAUUCAGUGGCUGCCACAGAUAUCAAUGGGGACGAUUACACAGAUUUGUUUAUUGGAGCCCCACUCUUUAUGGAUCGAGGUUCUGAUGGGAAACUUCAAGAGGUCGGCCAAGUUUCCAUUUGUCUUCAAAGAGCCUCUGGAGGGUUUCAGAUCGCAAAGCUGAAUGGUUUUGAGAUAUUUGCAAGAUUUGGCAGUGCUAUUGCACCCCUGGGUGAUCUAGACCAGGAUGGCUUUAAUGAUAUUGCAGUAGCUGCACCGUACGGUGGAGAGGACAAGAGAGGACUUGUCUAUAUCUACAAUGGAAGAGCAACUGGUUUGAAUGCAGUCCCAUCUCAGAUUCUUGAAGGGCAGUGGGCUGCUCGUACUAUGCCACCCAGCUUUGGGUACUCACUGAAAGGAGCCACAGACGUGGACAAAAAUGGAUAUCCAGACUUGAUUGUUGGAGCCUUUGGUGUUGACACAGCUGUUUUGUAUAGGGCCAGACCAGUUAUUAGAGUGAAUGCUGCCCUGGAAGUUAAUCCAACCAUUCUAAACCCAGAAAACAAAGCCUGUUCACUGUCAGAUGUAAAAGUUUCAUGCUUCAAAGUAAAAUUCUGCUUAAAAGCAGAUGGCAAAGGAAAACUCCCUAAUUCGCUCAAUUUCCAAGUGGAGCUGCUGUUGGAUAAACUGAAGCAAAAAGGAGCUAUAAGGCGAGCUCUCUUUCUCCACAGCAAACAGCCUAGCCAUUCCAAGAACAUGACUAUUACAAAGGGAGGCAAAAUGAAUUGUGAAGAACUUGAUGCUUUUCUGAGGGAUGAAUCUGAAUUUAGAGACAAAUUAACUCCCAUUACAAUUUUUAUGGAAUAUCGUCUUGAUUACAAAACAGCUGCGGAUGCAACAGGAUUGCAUCCUAUCCUCAAUCAGUUCACUCCUGCUAAUAUGAGCAGACAGGCACACAUCCUGUUGGAUUGUGGUGAGGAUAAUAUCUGCAAACCAAAGCUGGAGGUUUCAGUAAGAAGUGAUCAGAAGAAGAUCUACAUUGGUGAUGACAAUCCCUUAACGCUGACUGUCAAUGCAGAGAAUCAAGGGGAAGGAGCCUACGAAGCAGAGCUCUUUGUCAUUGUUCCUCCCCAAGCAGAUUUCAUUGGUGUUGUUCGAAAUAAUGAGGCUUUAGCAAGAUUGUCAUGUGCAUUUAAAACUGAGAAUCAAACUCGCAUGGUGGUUUGUGACCUGGGAAAUCCCAUGAAAGCAGGAACUAAGCUAUUAGCUGGCCUGCGUUUCAGUGUGCACCAGCAAUCUGAAAUGGAUACCUCUGUAAAGUUUGACUUGCAAAUACGAAGUUCCAACCUGUUUGACAAUCUAAGUCCUGUAGCAUUCUAUCAGGUUGACCUUGCCAUUUCAGCAGCUGUUGAAAUUAGAGGCGUGUCAUCUCCUGAUCACAUAUUCCUUCCUAUUGCAAACUGGCAGCCCAAGGAGAAUCCAGAAACAGAAGAUGAUAUAGGGCCUCUAGUUCAGCAUAUCUAUGAGCUGAGAAACAAUGGCCCAAGUGCUUUCAGCAAGGUGAUGAUGACUCUGCAGUGGCCUUACAAAUACAAAAACUAUACGCUGUUGUAUAUUGUUCAGUAUGACAUCGAUGGUCCCAUGAACUGCACUUCUGAUAUGGAGAUCAAUCCAUUGAAAAUUAAGAUUUCUGCUUCUAAAGAGGAUGAAAAGAAUGAAACGUUUAGCAGGGAAGAUAAUCGCAAUCAUCGUAUCAGUCGGAGAGAUUUAACUGCCAUUGAAGGAGACGUGCAAACCUUGGGCUGUGGAAAUGCUGAUUGUUUAAAGAUAGUCUGCCAAGUUGGCCACCUGGAAAGGGGGAAGAGUGCAAUACUGUAUUUAAAAUCACGACUUUGGACCCAAACUUUCAUGAACAAAGAAAAUCAGAAUCACUCCUAUUCCCUUAAAUCAUCUGCUUCGUUCAAUGUUAUAGAGUUCCCUUACAAGAACCUUUCUUUUGAAGAUAUUCACAAUUCCACAGUGGUUACUACAAAUAUUACAUGGGGCAUUCAACCACAGCCUAUGCCUGUGCCAGUGUGGGUUAUAAUUUUAGCUGUCCUAGCAGGAUUAUUGCUCUUGGCUGUUCUAGUGCUCGUUAUGUACAGGAUGGGCUUUUUCAAACGUGUGAGACCGCCUCAAGAAGAACAAGAAAGAGAACAGCUGCAACCACACGAGAAUGGGGAAGGAACAUCAGAAGCUUAAGCAGAGUUUUAUCUACUACUCGCGUGUCUAGGCACUAUAAGGAGAUGAGGAGAAAAGAAAAACAGCUCAACAAAACAUGGUUGAGAUCUCUUCAGCUGACGUGAAAGGGUUUUUGUAGCCCUGUUAAUGUCAUUGCUAACUAUGUCUUAAUUUUACUGUGGCAACUGGAAAAUCAUUUUGCUGUUCUUCAAGAUAAAGAGGUACAUUUUGUUGAUACAUGUACUGUAGCUAUGGAGAGCUUCUUCCAUUUAUUUAAGUUACAUAAACACUUAUUUAAACAAUUUUUAUUUUCCAACGUUCUAUUUGAGAAUAAAUGCAAGUAGUUACUUCUCCCAUAUCCAUUAAUUUCCACUUUGAUUGGUUAAAGAAAGAAAAGUAGCAUACAUAAAUGGAGCAUACGGAGAAUGUCAAUAGAUAUAACAUCCCAAAUUCACUUUCAAGUCAUGUUAUUCUUUCAGGAGGGUUCUGAAGAGACCACUUUUCUGAAGGGAUGUACAGGCAGUCUUUGAUUUUGCAUUUUAAACUUGAUAGUAUGGUUAAAGAAAACACAUGCACUUGUGUCACUAUAAAUUUUAUAGUGGCAUACAAGCAUUGAUGUAUUCUUAUAGCACAUAUUUUAGAGAGACGUUAAAACUUUUAAAUAAACUUCAAAAAUGUAUUUUGGAAUGAAAUGAAUGCCUUGGAGUUGAAACUAAUGCAAAUAAGAUGUAUACUGCAAGCAUUAAGAUGAAGCCACUAAAAAUAGAGUAUCAAAUAAUUGUCUUAGCCUUCUUCUCAGAGAGUUAUAUUUCAGAAGUAAAAUGUUCAUGUAUACAGUAUCAGGAAUUACAUAAUUCUUUAGCCAAUGGAAACAUUAUCAAGUGCUAUAUCUUUUACAGUGAAAAAUGAAAUUCUGUAACUGCUCCAAUUUACAAUUAUUGCAGCAUCUCAUGAUGCAUAAUAGAGAGUGAUUUACAUUUAAAAAUGCAUAUUGUCUGGUAUAAUACCUGGCAAUAUUUAGAAAAUGUGAAGUGGAGGAUCUAACUGAAAGGUUCUUUCUCCCGAGAAACACUACCAAAUUGAGAUAGCUUUUGUCUAACCAUGACUGCAAAGUCAGACAUUUAUUAACAUAAAUGGAAAUAUUUGAGAGAUGUUGAUGGGGUUAGUACCAAGUUUAUCAUUUUACUUGUCCCACUGUUCUAAAUUGUGAUUGACAAGUGGAUCUUAGAUUCAUAUAAUGCUUAUGAAACUCUUAAGAAAGUUUAUUAUUUAUGUACUUUCU
Molecule: messenger RNA, 4366 nt
Organism: Lagopus leucura (white-tailed ptarmigan)
Lineage: Eukaryota; Metazoa; Chordata; Aves; Galliformes; Phasianidae
Gene: ITGAV
Product: integrin subunit alpha V
Exons: 31
Coding region: 1-3105 (1034 amino acids)
Biological process (GO): integrin-mediated signaling pathway; cell adhesion mediated by integrin; cell-cell adhesion
Cellular component (GO): integrin complex; external side of plasma membrane
Molecular function (GO): integrin binding
Source: RefSeq, a predicted model, not a curated record